AUGCGAUUAACAGAUGUGCUGUUAACAAGCCUUUUCACUACAUUAUCACUUUCCAUAGUCAUCAAUAAAGACUACGAUCUGGUAGAUGAGGUUAUUGAUGAUGAGCCCAAUUGUACCCGAGACACGGCCAUCAUCGACAAGCUGUUGAACGAUACGGGCUACAACAAAUUCCGAAUACCCACUGAUGAAGGCGUGCGGGUAAUUGUCGAAUUCUGGAUUCAAGCCAUCGAAUCGAUCAACGAGAUUACGAAUGAUUUUGAGAUGGACAUCUACAUUAAUGAAAUGUGGAUGGACCCGGCUCUGAAAUUCGAGCAUCUCAACCCGUGCAAGCAGAAUUUGUCGCUCAGCUAUCAGGUUUUCGAUCGCCUCUGGACACCGAAUAGCUGCUUUAUCAACUCGAAAGUGGCCGAGAUUCACGACUCGCCCUUCAAAAAUGUUUUUUUGAUGCUCUAUCCGAAUGGGACGGUUUGGGUAAAUUACAGAACCCGAGUCAAGGGGCCCUGCUCACUCGAUCUGACACUCUUCCCCUUCAACUACAACAACCAGGAGGUGCAAAUGAGGUGGAGCACCGACGCGGGUGGAGCUGUUCGGAAACUCGUCGACAUCGUGCUCCCAGAUUUUGACCUUGUCAAUAUUCUGACUGAGCAUGUGGCAGAGCCCUACCCCGCCGGGAUGUGGGACGAGCUGCACGUGGUGCUCACGUUUGAGCGGCGCUACAUUUGGUACUUUAUGCAAGCCUACCUGCCGACGUAUCUCACUAUUUUUAUCAGCUGGAUCAGCUUCGCUUUGGGACCGAGAGCCAUUCCGGCAAGGACAAUGUUGGGAGUCAACGCCCUCCUGGCUAUGAUUUUCCAAUUUGGCAACAUCAUGCGAAAUCUCCCUCGUGUAUCCUAUAUUAAAGCAAUCGACGUCUGGAUGCUCGCCUCGAUGACGUUCAUCUUCGCCUCUCUGGUGGAGCUGGCCAUCGUCGGGUUUAUGGUGAAAGACGAGAUGCCGGGAGCAAAGAAGAAGCGGAAAAGUCUCUGCGUGCCAAAGCUGGUAACCCCCCUGUUGCAGCUGGACCACUUCGAGACGAACAACAACGGCAACUUGAUACGCGUCGACAAGCGGUUCAUGUUGCCACUUGAUCGAACUUCCGGCUUCACGUGGCGCUUCUACCUUCCUGAUCUCGGAAGCUGGCCACCAGAGAAAAUUGACAAGAUCUCGAGUGUGCUCUUUCCGACAGCGUUUGCCAUUUUUAAUAUCGUGUACUGGACCUACUACUCCUACAAAAAAGUUCAACAAGCUUUAGUGCAU
Messenger RNA from Mesorhabditis spiculigera, 1296 nucleotides. NCBI's taxonomy places the organism in Eukaryota, Metazoa, Nematoda, Chromadorea, Rhabditida, Rhabditidae. The record is from the annotation of a GenBank genome assembly.